GGCCAACUGAGUCUCAAUCGCCUGGACCAUCUGAUCAGUUUCUCAAACAAACGGAAGACGCAGUCUCUCCUCCUCUCCCUUUGAAGUUUGAACAGUCACCCGGGGUCGUCUCCGAGGUAUCAGCUCCCCACGGUCGACCUUCAGAGAAAAUAUUCCAUGGAGACUUGCCCCUCAGUGAAGAACGUCCUUCUCUUGGAUUCGGAAGGAAAACGCGUGGCCGUCAAGUAUUAUUCCGAUGACUGGCCCACACUAAGCUCGAAGCUGGCAUUCGAGAAAGCUGCAUUCUUGAAGACCCAGAAGACAAAUGCACGAGCGGAAGCUGAAAUAACUAUACUUGAUAAUUAUGUUUUGGUCUACAAGUUUGCGGCUGAUCUGCAUUUCUUUGUCACUGGUGGGGAUAAUGAAAAUGAGCUUAUUUUAGCGGCAGUCCUUCAGGGCUUCUUUGAUGCUGUUGGAAUUCUUCUCAGAAGCAAUGUUGACAAGAGAUCAGCUCUGGAGAAUUUGAAUCUCAUCCUCCUAUGCAUUGACGAGAUUGUUGAUGGGGGGAUUAUUCUUGAAACUGAUGCAAAUGUAAUCGCCAGCAAAGUAGCUACAGAUGGCCUUGAUGGAUCAGCACCCUUCUCCGAACAGACGUUAUCCCAAGCCUUUGCCACGGCAAGAGAACACUUGGCUAGGUCACUACUCAAGUAAAAAGCCGGUCUUCCGUCGUCUGGAUCUCUUCCAAUGUGGGAUGGAUUCUAGGACAAGAAGACAUUUUAAAGAUACUUCACAUGGAGUUUGAGGCUGGAGUUGUCUUUAGUUCUAGGAUUUGCAUAAUCAUCGUGGGAUUCUGUUCAAACGUAGUCACGUCUCUCUCUCUCUCUCACUCUCUCUCUCUCUCUCUCUCUUUCACACACACACACACACACACACACACACACAUUGUCCAUUUUCCCAUAUGACCGCACAGGAUUUAUGUUUUUAGUGGACAUUAUUUGUUCUAACAAAAUAGUGGAAAGUUUUCUUCAGUA
Messenger RNA from Nymphaea colorata (pocket water lily), 1010 nucleotides. Its product is annotated as coatomer subunit zeta-2-like. The coding region runs from base 157 to 690 and encodes 177 amino acids. NCBI's taxonomy places the organism in Eukaryota, Viridiplantae, Streptophyta, Magnoliopsida, Nymphaeales, Nymphaeaceae. Gene Ontology annotation, cellular component: COPI vesicle coat. Gene Ontology annotation, biological process: intra-Golgi vesicle-mediated transport; retrograde vesicle-mediated transport, Golgi to endoplasmic reticulum; intracellular protein transport. The transcript has 6 exons. The record is from RefSeq and is a predicted model, not a curated record.